Messenger RNA from Rotaria sordida, 1806 nucleotides. The record is from the annotation of a GenBank genome assembly. Lineage: Eukaryota; Metazoa; Rotifera; Eurotatoria; Philodinida; Philodinidae.
AUGAAUACUCAAGGAAAUUUAACAACAUUAUCAUCAUCACCAUCAUCUGCUGCUAUAUCAACAAUAAAUAUUGAUAAACAUGAACCCGAUCCAGAUGCUAUUAAAAUGUUUUGUGGUCAAAUUCCACGUAAUAUGCAUGAAUCAGAAUUACGUGAAAUGUUUGAACAGUUUGGUCCUGUCUUUCAAUUAAAUGUUUUACGUGACAAACAAACUGGUGAAUCAAAAGGUUGUUGUUUUGUUACAUUUUAUUCUCGAAAAUCAGCAUUAGAUGCACAAAAUGCUUUACAUAAUUUACGUACAUUAAAUGGUAGUCAUCAUCCAAUACAAAUGAAACCAGCUGAUACAGAAAAUCGAAAUGAAAGAAAAUUAUUUGUUGGAAUGGUAUCAAAAAAUUUAGACGAACAAAGUAUUCGUGCACUUUUCCAAUCAUAUGGAAUUAUUGAAGAUUGUACAGUAUUACGUGAUGCCAAUGGCAAAAGUCGAGGAUGUGCUUUUGUUACUUUUCAAAAACGUCAAUGUGCUUUAAAUGCAAUUAAAUCAAUGCAUCAAUCUCAAACUAUGGAGGGUUGUUCUUCUCCACUUGUUGUUAAAUUUGCUGAUACACCAAAAGAUAAAGAAACAAAAAAGAUUCAACAACAAUUUACUACUCAUAAUAAUGGUCUUAUACAGCAUAUGACUCCAGGAAAUUCAUUGCCUAAUCUUCAACAUAUGAACACGUAUAAUUUUUUACCUGAAAUAAGUAAUUUAGUAUUUCUUCAACAAUUAUUAAAGAAUUAUGGUUUUCUUAAUAAUAAUGGCACUUCUAUAAAUUUUGCUGCAUUAAACAGUCUUCUACAAAUGUUUGCAAGUAAUAUGAAUUUGAAUGGUAAUAAACCACCUCUUCUAGCACCUCCACCACCUGGUACAUCAUCAAAUAUGACUAUAAGUUCUCAACAUAGUAGUAAUCAAUCUUUAAAUAUUCAAGAACAACAACAACAUACAAUGAAUUCACCUCGACCACCGCCUCCUCCUCCUAAUCCAAAUAGUGGCACUUAUAAUAAUGAAUCUUCAUCACUUAUGUGUGGAUCAAGUGCAUAUAGCAGUAAUACACCAAAUCCUAAUAAUAGUAAUGGUCCACCAACAAAUCAUCAUAAUCAAAAUGGUGGUUUAACAUCAUCUGCUCCUACACCUAGUAAUGGACCUUAUCCACCUACGAUGCCUUCAAUCUAUGCUAAUAGUAGUAGUCCAUUAUCAAAUGCUGGUGCAGAUGCUCAUCAUAAUUUACAAAAUCUUGUUGCUAUGUCACAAAUUAACAAUGGAGGUCUUUUACCAACUAAUAUACAUCCAAGUCCAACUGCAAAUUCACCUGUAGCACCAGCUUCUUUUUCUGUCUUUCCAUCCCCAACAUAUAUGACUUCUCAAGUAGCUGGCAAACAUACUGAAGGUCCUGAUGGUGCCAAUCUAUUUAUAUAUCAUCUUCCACAAGAAUACAGUGACUCAGACUUAGCUCAAGCUUUUGCACCUUAUGGACCAAUUAUAUCAGCUAAAGUAUUUGUUGAUAAAACAACAAAUCGUAGUAAAUGUUUUGGUUUUGUAAGUUAUGAUAAUCCAUCAUCAGCACAAGCAGCAAUUAAUCAAAUGAAUGGUUUUCAAAUUGGUAUGAAACGAUUGAAAGUUCAAUUAAAAAAACUUCGAACUAAUAUUAAUGAUACCACUACUAAUAACAUUAACAAUUCAAAUCCAAAUCAGACUCAAGUAGCAGCUAGUAAUAGUCCAAUUAAUCAUAAUGGAAAUUCACCACCAACAACAAAAACAACGUCAUAUUAA